Molecule: messenger RNA, 1125 nt
Organism: Impatiens glandulifera
Lineage: Eukaryota; Viridiplantae; Streptophyta; Magnoliopsida; Ericales; Balsaminaceae
Product: cold-regulated protein 27-like
Exons: 4
Coding region: 97-813 (238 amino acids)
Biological process (GO): response to cold; regulation of circadian rhythm
Source: RefSeq, a predicted model, not a curated record
AACUUGUGAUUUGUCAUUUGUGAAUUGUGAUUUGUUGUUCUCCAUCUCUCUCUCAAACAAUUAUUACCCACUGAUCCGUUGAUUUCCCAAAGCUAGAUGGAUAACACGAUCAACGAACCAUCUCCCCCUACGUUUGCCCCGAGCAAUUUGUUGGCGCUUACAGUUGACUCUCUUGGCUCCAGACACGGUACGAUGAAGCAGGAUGAGGAUGCUGCUGCUGCCAUAUCUGGAGAGUCCAAGUCCAUGUCCCUGUCGACAGAAUGGACAGAUGAAAAACAUAGCUUGUACUUGGAUUCUAUGGAAGCUUCGUUUGUUCAGCAAUUGUAUACUAAUAAUUUUAUUGGCUUGAGUACUCUUGAGAAGAAGGAGCAGUCCAAAGCCUCCUCUUCUUCUUCUUCUUAUAAGCCAUUUGGCCGGCAGUUCAAGGUUCUCCGAGAUGGUCAAUGGGGCAGAAUAGAUUUUGAGAGAAAUAACAAUGGGAAAAGGCAGACAGAAGUAGAAGAAGAUGGUGCUGCUCUUCUGUUAAUGAAUCCAUGGAUACGUCAUUUUAGGUCUGGAAGGAGUCAAACCGCGGCUGAUAAUUCAAGAAAGGAGGGUAUAUUAGCAGAGGGCUCUUCUUCCUCCUCCUCGUGUAUAGCAGCAGAGAGCAGGACAGAGAUGACAGACCAGAAUUUCGGGGAUGAAGACGACGGAAACAUUCAAGCAGAAGAAGUGCAUGAGGAGGAGAUGGUUAAGGCAAAAAGGAUUAGAACAUGGGCCAUUGCUUCUCGGAGGAAGAAGGAUAAAGUAAAACUAAAAAAUAAAAUGCUCUAAAGAGUACCAGCAGCAUCAUGCUUCUAGACAAUCAGACAGACAGCCUUCCCUUGCCUUCUUCAUUCAUCGAUCAGAUCAAAACUGUGUAGUGUUCAUUGUUGGAUCACAAUGGGAGAUUAAGGGUAGCCACCUAGGUACCAACUCUUUCUUCUGAGUCUGACAUGGCCGCCACACCCCAAGUCAGAGUAAGAAAAACUGAUAUGAACGAGGAAGAAUAGCUAACUUCUUGCUAACAAAUUGUUAAUAAGUAUUUAAUGUUGUUAUAAACAAACAUCUUUUCUUUUUACAUCAGGAGAAUCUAUCUAUCUCAAC